CUGACUGCCCGAUAAUCAGCCAGCUCGACAACCAAACCGCUCGAUACGAUACGAGGCAACACAACCAGGCAUCCGCCCGCCCGCCCGCCGUCCCCGACAGUCCAGAUUGUCAACCCUUCCUCCUCCUCCUCCAUCAUGGCCACGCCGGGCAAGCAGCCGGCGUCGCGCUGGGGUUCGUUCCUCUCGCAGGCCGUCGCCGGCGUCGAAUCCCGGCUUGAUAACAUGCUCACCGAGGGCGAGGAAGCCGAGCGCCAGCGCCAACUGCAGGCCGCCGCGAAGCCCGCAGCCGCCGCCAAACCUGCUCCCCAACCCGCUAUGCAAGCUGCCAAACCAGCUCCUGCCCCCAACAAACCCGCCUCCCGAGCCAACGACCGUCUACAAGCUCGCCUAGCCAAAGCCGUGGCCGCCAGGAACGCCCAGGCCGGGGGUUCCCCGCGCAGCUCCGUUGACCAGCCCAGGCCCACGUCAUCAGCUCGCGCCUCGAUAGACAAAGGCCCUUCUCCCGAGACGCCGCCUACCAAGGAGACUCCCGAGACGAACAAGUCUAAACAUGUUCCACCUGACCUCGAGCGCUCGGCGACACCGACGCCAGAUGCCUCCACGAACUCCAAAAACGGGGAUGUCACCGUCAAGCAGGAACCUCCCAAGCAAUCCAUGCCCAAGCUUACUCCCGAAUCCACACCUGAACCUGCCACAAACCAUGAGGUUGCCAACGAAGUGAAAUCCCAAAAUGAAGUCAAGCCCGAAACCAAAUCCGAGAGUCAGUCCGAGCCCGGAGCCCAAAAACAGGAACCUAAGGAGGAGAAAGUGAGCAUCGACGACACCAAAAAGGAAGAUUCCCAGAAGCAGGGCACCAAGAAGCAAGAACCCCAGGCAACGAAGGAGCAAGAUAUUCAAGAGCAACAAUCCAAGAACCAGGAUACACUAAGGGACACCAUAAAGCAAGAUAGUCAGCGCCAGGACGCCCCGAAUGAUAGUCCAGCACUAGCGCCCCCUACUGAACGUCAGGCCAAUACCUCACAAUCCAAUGAGGAACUCGAGACCAUCCAGGCCCGUCAGCAGGAGGAGAUUCAAGAAUACGUCGAGCGAAUAGACACCCUCCAGGCCAAACUGCAAUACCUGUCUAAGAAUGCUGCGGAAGCCGCAAAGAAAAGCAAAGCGGCCGCCCCGUCUGGCAGCGUCGAGCGGAGACUGGCCGAAAAGGAUGAGAAGAUUGCGCUAUUGAUGGAGGAGGGCCGGAAACUCUCCACCUCCGAGCAAAAGUUUCGAACCGCCAUCCGAAAGCUGCGCGUUCAGCUUACGGACAAUGAGAAGCAGCUUGAUGAACUCAAGAAGGGAAAAGAGAAGGCAUCUGCGGAAGCUGAGGCCAUACGCAACCACAUGAAUAGCAAUGAGGAGCAAGAGAAACUAAAUGAAGAGGUGCGCAAGGUGAGUGCUGCUCUACAAAAGGAGAUUGAUGCUCUGAAAAAGGACAAUAUGGCCAAAGACGCGGCCUACAGACGGCUAGAACAGGACUCGAAGGCGAAUGCUGAACAGGCCGAGCUGGCAAGCAUUGAAGCCCGUGCCAAAGCGCUAGCCGUGGAACGAGCCAGGCAAAAGGAGCUUGAAGAUACCAUUUCAAGUUUACAAACAGAAAACGAAACGCUAUCAAACAAGGCGCGUCUAGACAGCUUAGAGUGGCAGGAGAAGUUGGAUCGUGCUCUCGAACGCAACCGCAAUGUGGAAGAGGAGCUCAAACUGGAGCUUCUGGCGUCCGAAAGCAAACUAGAAGCGAUGCGAGCGGCUGCUGAAGAGGCGUCCUCGGGCUUUGGGGGCGAGUCCCAGAUCAAGUUGAUCCGGCAGAUCGAGACCUUGCAGUCACAGUAUGCCUCAGCCAGCGAUAACUGGCAAGGUAUCGAAGCCUCCCUGCUGACCAAGGUGUCAAAUCUUGAAAAGGAGAGGGACGAGGCCCAGCGACGAGAGUCGGAAAUGCGAAAGAAGGCUCGAGAUUCGGCCAGUCGCUGCAGACGUCUUGAAGAUGAGCUACAGGAUGUAAACCCCGCACUCGCAACUGCCCAGCAGGAGCUUGAGACAUGCCGUGAACAACUCGCUGCUCUACGCGUCCAAUCCAUGAGCACCGAGACAGCCCUCGAACAAGCACGAGCAGACCUAGAGAAACAACAACGCUCCAUCAGUAAAGAUCUAGCAGUCGAAGUCGAACGGCGGCAGUGGGCGGAUGAUGUUGCUGGAUCAAUGUUCAGAGGCCAGAGCCGUCCCGAAUCACCACUGCUCUCUGUGCCUCGAACCUUCAGCUCCGACUUGAUUGGCCUUCCUCUGCCCGGACGACCGCCACGACGGUCCCCUACUCCUGGCAGCAUCCCCGACAGUGCUGCCGAUAGCAUGUUCUUCGGUAGACGACUCUCGAACCAGCCUCCUAUUCGAACCAGCACACUUUCUACUUUGGGGACGGGAAUACCACCCCCUCCGCUGUCCCCAUUCGAACCGCUCAGCGAGUCACCUCGAGCUACCUCACCCCCGGCAGACCGAGACGACGACCUCGAUUCAUCUGCCCCACGAAAUGUGGCGCAGGAUAUGAUAUCCGUGUCGACGGUGGGAGCCGGCCCAUCGGUGCAACUAGUGGAACGGAUGAGCGCUGCAAUCCGCCGACUAGAAGCCGAAAAGGUAGCCGCAAAGGAGGAGAUGGCUCGUGUGUGCGGCCAGCGAGACGAGGCGAGAACCGACAUGGUCGGAUUAAUGAAAGACCUGGAGGCCGCCAAAUCGGCCACUUCGCGUGUGACGGAGCUCGAGGUCGAGGUUGGCAAUAUCAACUCAAGAUACCAGACUACGUUGGAAAUGCUAGGCGAGAAGAGCGAGCUCGUUGAGGAGCUCAAGGCAGAUGUGCAAGACGUCAAGGCCAUGUACCGCGAACUAGUUGAGCGAACUGUCAAAUGAGCGGAUAGAGGUUUCUUAGAUGGAUGACCUUUUUGAUUCACUUGGUCUUUUUUUUCUUGCUUGUAUUCAUAGCUACCCCGACAGCUCAAUACCCUCCCGCUCGGCACCCUGUAUGACAUAUUGGCGUACCUUUUAUCAAGAGUUAGAUGGAGUUUCUUUUUAGAUCGGAAAGAGGGGGGGUAGAGGCCAAGACGGGUUUUAUAUCUUCCAAUUGCACA
Messenger RNA from Ilyonectria robusta, 3149 nucleotides. RefSeq names its product TATA element modulatory factor 1 TATA binding-domain-containing protein. The record is from RefSeq and is a predicted model, not a curated record. Gene Ontology annotation, cellular component: endoplasmic reticulum; Golgi apparatus. The transcript has 3 exons. NCBI's taxonomy places the organism in Eukaryota, Fungi, Ascomycota, Sordariomycetes, Hypocreales, Nectriaceae. The coding region runs from base 136 to 2931 and encodes 931 amino acids.